This is a messenger RNA of Paramecium octaurelia, 574 nucleotides long. The record is from the annotation of a GenBank genome assembly. NCBI's taxonomy places the organism in Eukaryota, Ciliophora, Oligohymenophorea, Peniculida, Parameciidae.
AUGAAUGCCAACUACCCUAUUUACCUACAAGAAAUUAAAGAGAAUUGUGCACCCUUGAAAGACAUUUAACUGAGUCACAAGAAAUCCCUUCCUCAUAUUAUUGAAUCCAUUACCUAAAAGAUUCCUUAAGUCAAAAAAUAAAGCAUCCACAAAAUAUGUUCCCAACAAGUAAGCUAAUCUAUUUAAUUUUAUAAUUGCAGGAAUAAAGAAUAUAUUCUAAUAUUCACAAACUCAAAAAAUAUAAUCUACUCAAAGAAAUUGGACAUGUGAACCCUCAACUUCACCAAGAAUUGCAAAACACUCGAGAUCAUCAACUCCCUUACAAAUUAAGUAAAAUUACACUUUAACUCCACUAGUCCAAUAUCAGAAAAUCAAACAGUUAUAGGGAGAGCUGAUUACUGAGAAUUAGGAGUCGACUAAUAACUUAAAUGAUUGCUAUGGAUAGGAUGAUAUCAUGUGUUCAAACAGAAAGAUACUACUGAAACCUUGUAUGCGAAACAUCAUGGAUGACUACGAAAAUCGUUAUAAUGAAUAUAGCGACUCUUACAUCAAUAAAUACUUGGAUCUGAAUUGA